AUGGCUAACGCUAAUACAAACUCAAUUGAAGGGUCCGAAGAUGUGGCCGUGAAGGUGGUGAACAAGCGUUUUGAAGGAUUAAUGGCUGUCCGUACAAAGGCAAUUAAAGGAAAAGGGGCUUGGUAUUGGUCUCAUCUUGAGCCCAUUUUGAUCAAGAAUCCUGAAACUAAUCUCCCAAAAGCGGUGAAACUCAAGUGCACUCUAUGUGACGCCGCGUUUUCGGCGUCAAAUCCGUCUAGGACUGCCACCGAGCAUUUCAAGAGAGGGACUUGCCCCAAUUUCAGCCCGGUGUUGAAGCCCAUUUCGCAGUUACCUCCAUUGUCCUCGCCUUCAUCGCAGCAUAAUAAUCGCAAGCGAAGCUCACAAUCACAGCAAGCAGCAGGCGCUUCUUCGAGUGUUUAUCCAGUUAACGUGGUUGAUUUGUCGAGGUUUACUAAUGAAUUGAGCUUUUCACCUACACCACUUGCACAGGUGCCAGGUUUGAAUCAGCAGCCACUAAUGUUGUCUGGUGGGAAAGAGGAUUUGGGGGCAUUGGCACAGUUGGAAGAUAGUGUGAAGAAGCUCAAAAGUCCAAAAGCUUCACCUCGUCCCUCUUUAAACAAGGAACAAGUUGAUUCAGCUUUUCAUUUCUUGGCUGAUUGGUUGUACGAGUCAUGUGGGUCGGUGUCAUUUUGCAGUAUUGAGCAUCCCAAGUUCAAGGCUUUUCUAAACCAGGUUGGCUUGCCUGCAGUCUCUCCAAGGGAAUUUUCGAGUGCAAGGCUCGAUUCUAAGUUUGAGGCAGCAAGAAUGGAAUCUGAAACUAGAAUUAGGGAUGCAGACUUUUUCCAGGUUGCUUCAGAUGGAUGGAAGGGUAAGAGUUGCGCUCGAGGGGAAGAGAGUUUGGUCAUGUUUAUGGUGAACCUUCCUAAUGGGAUGAGAGUGUUUCAAAAGGCCAUGUAUGUGGGCGGUGGUUCAGUGCCAUCAGAGUAUGCAGAGGAGGUUUCAUGGGAGAUAAUAAGAGGAAUCUGUGGCAAUGCCACGCAAAGAUGCGCAGGAAUUGUUUCAGAUAAAUAUAAAGCAAAAGCAUUGAGGAAUUUAGAAAUACAGAAUCAUUGGAUGGUUAAUUUAUCCUGUCUGCUUCAGGGAUUCUUAAGUUUGAUCAAGGAUUUUGUUAGAGAUCUUCCUCUAUUUAGAACUGUAACCGAUAAUUGUUUGAAGAUUGCAAUUUUGUGUGAUUCUAAGUCUCAGAUUAGAAAUAGUUUUCGCAAGUUUAGAUUGCAAGGGGUUGAGUUUGCCCGGUUCAUUAGAGUUCCUCCAUCUAAAUGUGAUAUCUCGAAGAAUAUUGGUCCUUUUGUUGCAAUGUUAGAGGAUAUAUUAAGCAAUUCUCGUGUUCUACAUCUAGUUGUGUUGGAUGAUUCUUAUAAAGCUGUUUGCUUGGAGGAUCCUAAUGCUAGGGAAGUAGUGGAUAUGAUACAGGAUGUUGGUUUCUGGAAUGACGUGGAGGCUGCUCAUGCAUUAGUGAAGUUAAUCACACAAAUGGCUGAAGACGUUGAAGCUGAAAGGCCAUUAGUUGGGCAAUGUCUUCCACUUUGGGAGGAAUUGAGAGCUAAAGUAAAAGGUUGGUGCUCUAAAUACAACUUUGCUGAGGGGACUGUUGAGAAGAUAGUUGAAAAGCGAUUCAAGAAAAACUAUCACCCUGCAUGGUCAGCUGCAUUUAUACUUGAUCCAUUAUACUUGGUGAAGGAUGUGAGUGGGAAGUACCUUCCACCGUUUAAGUGCUUGAAACAUGAACAAGAGAAGGAUGUUGAAAAUCUCAUAACACGGCUAGUUUCAAGGGAUGAAGCUCAUAUUGCAUUGAUGGAACUUAUGAAGUGGAGAUCUGAAGGGUUGGAUCCGUUAUAUGCACAGGCAGUUCAGGUGAAGAAAAGAGAUCCUGUGACAGGGAAGAUGAAGAAUGCUAACCCUCAGAGCAGUACACUUGUGUGGGAAACUUGCCUCAAAGAGUUCAAGUCACUGGGUAAAGUUGCUGUGAGGCUUCUCUUCCUUCAUGCAACCUCACAUGGGUUUAAGUGGAAUCGGUCCUCCAUUAAAUGGUUCUUUUCACAAGGACAUUCGAGAUCAGGCCUAGAGAGGGCUCAGAAGCUCAUUUUCGUCGCAGCUCAAGCAAAAUUCGAGAGGCAGGAUUUUUCCAGUGAGGAAGAAGAGGAUGCAGAGCUUUUUGGCAUCAUGAGUGGUGAAGAUGAUAUGCUUAAUGAGGUUCUUGCAGAUUCAUCAUCAAUGUCGGACCCUUUUGUAAAAGUUUUCAACCCGAGCGUUGAAGAAUUUGAGUUUUGCAUUGUGAUUAGUUCCUUUGCUAUAAUUGUUGAGAGGUCUUUUAAGCAACCUGCAAGCGAGGGAGGCUGUCGGUUGAAAUUCUUCCGGUGGUGGACCAGUUACUUUCUCCAUUUCUCGCUUUACACGUGUUAUACACUGGUACACAGUUUGUGGAAAGACAGAUUGACCUGUCGGCAAGCAAGGUUACUACUGACUGCUCACCAGACUAUGAAGAAAAAAGGGUUUUUAUUUGUAUGGCAUGGCUCCAUAGUUAGUUCACUCGUGAUUUUGUGA
Messenger RNA from Fraxinus pennsylvanica, 2586 nucleotides. Lineage: Eukaryota; Viridiplantae; Streptophyta; Magnoliopsida; Lamiales; Oleaceae. The record is from the annotation of a GenBank genome assembly.